Peronospora matthiolae is the source of this 1737-nucleotide messenger RNA. Lineage: Eukaryota; Oomycota; Peronosporomycetes; Peronosporales; Peronosporaceae. The record is from the annotation of a GenBank genome assembly.
AUGCAGGUAACAAAGCCGCAGCAAUUAGUCCUGGCAGUGCUCGCAAUCGCGGCUGCCAGCGCCACAACAGACAACUGCACGUCAUGGUCCCAGCGCUUCAAGACGAAUCUCGAGGGCGUCUGCGUGUGCUCGGAAGCCGCGUGCGACACUGUCUCGAAUGACCACUUGUACCUGUCCAGCAAUGAGGCAGGUGUGUUUUCAACUUCCAAGUCAGGAGACCGCUUGACUUUUUCGACUGUUGAAUUGACUUCCAUCAUCGACAAUUCGGCAGACUUUACUAUUGACACCUCGAAGACAUACCAGUCGAUCAUUGGCUUUGGGGGUGCUUUUACCGACGCGUCAGCCAUCAACUUUGAUCUUCUGACUUAUACUCUCCAAGAGAGUCUCAUCAACGCGUACUUCGGAGACGAUGGGCUGCAGUACACCAUUGGACGCAUCCCGAUCGGCUCGACGGAUUUUUCGCUCACCAUUUACUCGUACAACGACGUGAAGGGCGACUUGGCCAUGGACAACUUCAGUAUCGACAUGGACAAGGCCAAGAAAAUCCCCUUCAUCCAGCAAGCAAUGAAUACGUCUUCUCGAAGCAUGAAACUAUUCGGAUCAUCGUGGGCACCACCUGCGUGGAUGACAACGGAGAACUCGACAAUCAACUGCGCCCUUUCAGGUUACCCAGGUGGUGAGUACUGGAAGGCUCUAGGGCUGUACUAUUCCAAGUUCGUGUCAGCAUACGAAGAUGAAGGGAUUCCACUGUGGGCCAUUACGACGCAAAACAAGCCCACGAAACAGUUCUCGUUCAAGUUAUGGCAGAGUUUGCGCUGCAAUGCCACAACCGAGCGCGAUUUCAUCAAGCGUGACCUGGGUCCCGUCAUGAAGGAACAACAUCCUGACCUCAAGAUUAUCAUGAUGGAUGACCAGAAAGACCUGCUGCUGGACUGGGACGCCACAUUGCUCGACAAGGACUCGGCACAGUACGUCUCGGGUGUUGGCGUUCACUGGUAUAAGAACCUCGACUUUUUGGCGGACACAGCAGGUGACUUCGAUGUCCUUGAGAGGUUCCACCAGCUCUAUCCUGACAUGUUCAUCUUGGCAACAGAGGCAUGUGAAGGCUACCUGAUUGACGGCAUCGGUACAGGUGCUGGUCCUGCUCUUCAGAAUCCCGCUUUCGCGUGGCAGCGUGCGCAAAUCUACGCGCGUGACAUUAUCUCCGAUCUAUCUCACUACGCCUCGGGCUGGACGGACUGGAACCUGGUGCUGAAUACGACGGGUGGUCCCACGUGGAUUGAAAACCGGGUCGAUUCACCGAUUCUUGUGGAUGAAGAAGGAGGCGCUGAGUUCUACAAGCAGCCCAUGUUCUAUGCCAUGGGCCACUUCUCCAAGUUCCUGCCGCCUGACUCAGUCCGUGUGGACCUGGCUACCCGAGCUAGUGUUUCUUCGAACCUAAGCCAAGUGGACAGCGUCGCAUUUUUGACCCCCGAACAACAAGUAGUGCUCGUUGUCUCCAACCGCGACAGCUCUGCGCGGAACAUCAGUGUGAGCUUAUUGAGCCAGCAGCUGAGCAGCAGCUUCACUCUGGAAGCGUUCACUAUCAAGACGAUCGUGAUUGGCGAGGUUGCACACGCUAGUUCCUCUGUCAUCAGCUCCGAUUCUGUUGCGGAGACGACGCGUAGUGCGACGACAGCGGAACGAGCUUCCGUGACCACAAGUUGUGGAACAAAGGGAACCAGCGUGUUAAGUUGA